GGUCCUUGUGACGUCACAGGGACCCACUCCGGAAACAAUACUUGUUCAUUCUGUCUGAAAGUGUGCUAAUUCUUCAAAGUUGGGCGAGAGUCCUGUCCUGCUCUACAUUCCUGCUGCGUCUCUUACAUGGAGGAAAUGCUGUCCUUCUGGGAUGUGGCCAUUGAUUUCUCUCCAGAAGAGAGGGAAUGCCUGGAGCCUGCUCAGUGGAAUUUGUACAGGGAUGUGAUGUUGGAGAAUUACAGCCACCUUGAUUUCCUGGGUCUAGUUCUCUCUAAGCCACACCUGGUGACAUUUCUGGAGCAAAAGCAAGGGCCUAUGGGUAUGAAGAAACAAGUGGCAGCCACUGUGCAUACAGGAAAAACAGACAGUAAAGGUAAAGAUUACAGCAAGGCCUUUUAUUGUAAUUCACUGCUUAUUCAACACCACACAAAUAUACAGGAGACUCCUUACAAAUGUGAAGAAUGUGGUAAAGCCUUUCGUAUUCGCUCAAGACUUUCUAUACACCAGAGAAUUCAUACUGGAGAAAAAUCCUACAAGUGUGAAGAAUGUGGUAAGUCCUUUAAUACUCAAUCAAAACUUUCUGUGCACCAGAGAAUUCAUACUGGAGAAAAACCCUAUAAGUGUGAAGAAUGUGGUAAGGCCUUUAGUACUCACUCAACACGUUAUAGACACCGGAAAAAUCAUACUGGAGAAAAACCCUACAAGUGUAAAGAAUGUGCCAAAGUAUUUUCCUACCCUUCAUUACUUAAGGUACACCAAAGAAUUCAUUCUGCAGAGAAAUCCUACAAGUGUGAAGAAUGUGGAAAAUUAUUUUACUGUCCUUUAUUGCUUAAGAAACAUCAAAUAAUUCAUUCUGCAGAGAAACCCUACAAGUGUGCAGAAUGUGGCAAAGCUUUUCACUAUCCCUCAUUGCUUAAGCGGCAUCAAAGAAUUCAUUCUGGAAAGAAACCCUAUAAGUGUAAAGACUGUGACAAGGCAUUUUACUCUUCUGCCUUCCUUAAGCGUCAUCAGAGAAUUCAUUCGGAAGAGAAUUCCUACAAGUGUGAGGAGUGUGGCAGAAGGUUUUACUCUUUCCCACACCUCCAGGAUCACCAAAGAAUUCAUUCCGGAGAGAAACCAUACAAAUGUGAAGAGUGUGGGAAAACAUUUUCCACCCUCUCGUACCUUCCUUGGCACAAGUUGCGUCAUUCUGGGGAGAAAUCUUACAAGUGUGAAAUAUGUGGAAAAAUGUUUUACUCUACUUUAGACCUUAAAAAACACAAAAAAAUCCAUACAUAUAAGUGUAGGGAGUGCCACUGUGCCUUUCCAAAUCACUCAGCCCUUACUGAACACCAGAGAGUUCACACUGGAGAGAAACCCCAUAUAUGUGAACAAUGUGGAAAAGUCUUUUCUAGGCUUGAUAGCCUCAAUCAGCACCAGAUUGUUCAUACUGGAGAGAAACCCUAUAAGUGUGAAAAGUGUGGGAAAAGUUUUUUCCGAUCUUCAUCCCUUAGAAGACAUAAAGGGAUUCAUUCUUAAUAGGAACUUGACAUGUAUGUGCAAAGUUAUAAAAUCUUGCUAAAUAUUCAGUCCUUAUCUGAGACAAGUGAUUCCAUUGAGUAGAGAAGUCAUACAUUUGUCUCGGAUAAGGAAUGAAUAUUUAGCAAGAUUUUAUCACUUUGCACAUACUUGAAUGGUGAGUGCUUUACCACUAAGUCAACACUUUCUACCAACAAUAAAGUUCAAUAUGGAGAGAAGAAGUCCAAUUAUGAAGGGAGUGAUAAGCUUUUAGUGUUUCUUCAUAUUUUAAGUAACACAACAAUCUUCAUCCAGGACAUCAAAGCUAUAAUGUGAAGGAUGUGUUAUUGAAGGUUUGAAUUAUUGUUCAGUCGUGGUUCAACCUCAGUAAUUCUCACCUAAGAGAAAUCCUACUCAUGUACAGAAAAGGACCGGGGCUUACCUAUUCCUCAUGACUAUAUAAGCAUUGGAGAAUUCAUUCUGAUGAGGAAGCCAACAAAAGCAAUCAGUAUGGUAAGUUUUCUACCUGUUCUUUACACUGUGAGUAUCUGCAGAUACUUCAUACUGCAGAGACACUCUACAAGUACAAUGACCUUGAACAAUACUUCAAUCUUCAGCAACACCAAAGCAGUGAUAUAGGUGAGAAAUCCUCCAGAUGCAAAUGUCCUCCUUAGCUUUAGCUGUCAACUUCACCUAGGCCAGCAUUAUCUGAGUAGGUGCUUUCCUGGAUCAGAGUGCCUUAUGGGCAUGUCAGGGGGCCAUUUUCUUGAUAGGUAAGUGAUGUAGGAGAGCCCACCUAGGACAAGCAGUACCACCCUGGGGUCCUGGGUCACAUGAGAAUUGUGGGUGAGUAGGAGGCUGGGAAACACGUGAGGGAACAUGCUUUCUGCUUCCCUUCCAGUUAUAGCACCCCUGGAAGAGGAACCCUGACCCUUAUGUUGAAAUAAAAUAUUUACUCCCCAAAAUUGUUUUUGGUCAUACCAUUCAGGACUCCAACAAGUCAGUGUAGGACAGCAAGGGAUACAGGAAGGCAUUUCCCUCUUCUUCAUACCUCUGUUGCCAUCAGUCUCUGUCCUAGAUAUAAUGUCACAAAGCCUUUAGAUGUGUUGUGCCUCUACUGGGCACCAGAGCUUUCACACUGCAGAAAAGUCCUAUAGAUACAAAGAAUAUGAUAAAGAAUUUUAUGUUUCCCUUAUUUAGCAAAAAUGCCAUAGUGUAGAUGAACUUUGUAAAAGUAAAGACAGUAGCUACAUGUUGAACACUUGUUGCAAACUCAACAUGAGAAAUUUAGCCAUGAAUGAAACUAACAUACUUAAUUGAAAGAGAAGCAAUUUCUUCUACUCUUCAUAACUUAACAUCAAAAAAUACAUUUAGUAUAGGAAACCCUACAAAGGAAGUAGUGACAAAGCCUUAAAUCGUUAGGGGCCAUGAGCGAAUUCAUAGUGUAGAGAAACCUUCUACAUAAAAUGAGUCUGGCAGGAUCCAUUUUUAGUAUACACUCCUCAAAAUAGCAAUUGAAGUACACUGAUAUUAGUAGUGUAGCAAUGUCUUUUCUUAUAACUUACAUAGUAAUGGAUAUAAAGGAAUUAUAGUAUGCACAUACUAUUAAUACAGAAUGUGGAUAAACAUGAUGCAUUGUUUAAAAUAUGUAUGAUGUAUUUGAUGUGAUUGAAAGAAGUCAUUACAAACAUCAGAAUCCUGCAGAUCACUCAAGUCUGGAGGUAUCAAUCUGUUACAUAACCAAACUGAUAAAUGACCAGAUUAAACCCUUUCUCCUCUAAGUUGCCCUUGUCAGGUAAUUUAUGACAGCAACAGGAAAAGUUACUUAGACUACAUGCCAAGUACAAGUACCAAUUUGACAUCAGUACAUGUGCAUCAGUAUUUUCUACCUCUUUCCCCUUUUACUCUCAGUCUGCCCCCUUCUGAUGACUCUAUUCCCUCUAAAGGUGUUGCCUUUCUUCCCAUACAUGUAACACACACUCAACACAGUCACCACAGAUAUAGCAUCAGUACAUAGAUGACCUAUGUACAAUGAAUUUCCUCUUUUGGUAAAAAAUUUGAAUGUCUGAUGUGGUGUGAAUAUGUGUGCAUUUGUGUUUGUGCUGUUAAUUACUAUGAUGACUCAUCUUGGUUGGCACCAUGGCCUGACUUGGAAUCAACUGAAACCCAAACUUCUGGGCACUCUUAGAAGGGAUUUUCUUAAUCAUGUUGUAUGAAGAAGAAAGACCACAAUAAAGCUGUGCUACACUCUUUUGUUGACAAUACAAAAGGACAUUGAAGAAAGAGAUUGUGCUUUCUCACUGCUUGCCCUAACUCUCCAUCCACUUGCUGCAACCUUUAUUAAAUCCAACAUCUUCUGGAUUCCAACACAGACUAAAAACUAGCAACUCUUCAAGUAUUAUCCAAAAUUCUUCAGCACCAGAUUGGAACUGUAGCGACAUCCAGCCUCUUGUGUUGAACAGCUGCUAGUAUCAUUCACUUAUAGUGAGACCACCCUAUUGGACUACCUGGACCACAUCCUGUAAGCCAGUUUAAUAAAUUCUAAAUAUUUGCAUUCCAUUGUCCUAUUCCUUUAGAGAAUCCUACAACAGUCACCAUAUGACACUUUUCCCAUUUCCAUGUUAAAUUAAUAUACCCAUUGCAUUAGCACUUGUCUUUGGGUCUUGUUUUACAUUGCAAUGGUCUGUACACUUGUUUUUGUGAAUCUUAUUCAGUCCUUCUCAUUAUAGCUCUGUAGUAGAGUUGGAAGUCAAGUACUAAGCUGUAUCUGACUAUCCUUUCUCCUAUCAUUGCUUUUGUUAUCCCUGUUCUUUUAUGUUCCAUUGUAUUUUUUUUCCUAGUCUAUGAUGACUAAUGUUAUGGAAAGUGAGAAACAAGAGUGAGGCUACUAAGUAACAAAGAAUUUAUGAAAUGUGUAGAGAAAUUAAGAUUGCAAACAAGAUGUUCAUGGACAGUAAAUGGGCUGAUAUGGACAAUUACUGGUCACAUAAGCCUGAAGACAUGGUUUUGAAAGCAGGAUCCAUGUCAAUGUGGAAGAUGAGUGCUUAGCAGUGUUUAAGCAAGCCCAGUGUAGUCAGGUCAAGAUAGACUUUAGUCAUUUUAGUACCACUGAGGGCUUUAGGUUGUUUGGAGAAUUUUACAGACUCCUGUUCAUCAUGUUCAUGUGAUUGCCAAGUUGCAAAGCAAGAUAUAGUAACUAAGCUAAAGUAUUUCUAAGACUCACUACCAGGACACUUAGAGCAGAUGGGGAUCACCCUGUUGUAGAUGGCUUUCAAACUCAGUUGCCCAAAGUGUACGACUCCUCAAAUGGUGAGAUCUGGAAUCAAAUAGGAGACACACUUUCUGGUAAUAACUGUUAGGAAACUUCUAUGGUAGAUCAAUAGGGCAAGACCCUCUCUAGAUGUGUAUGGCUCCAUCUUAUGGGAGUCCACCAUGACACUCUAAACAGUUUUAUCAAAUCAUUCAUUGUGUCCUCCAUCGUGACAAUAUAUGCAAUGCAACCAACAGCAAUAUCCUCUGAAGUGAAAUAUCGCAACCUAGAGGGGCUCAUUCACCUUCAGGAAGUACACAUGUAAUAGGCAUGGGAAAUUCCUAGACAUUUACAAGAUUCACAGGACCCUCCCUGCUGAAGCCUAUAUAAACUGUAAGAACUGAAGGGGCGGAGACCACCUCAUCAGUGGAGCUGCCUGCAAGUCAUACAGUGAGCUGCAGGGAUGUGGCUUGUUUGGGUUCUCACCUAGCAUCCAGUAAGCUUUUUAGUGCUGUUUCCACUGCUGCUGCUUCCUCUAAGUCAUCCCUGUUCUGUUCUCCUCCCUCAACCAUGCUCCUGCCAUUAGCCCCAGUGAACUCACUGUUUCAUGAAGAUUGGUACUUGGAUGGAAUAUUUGUUUAGUCUGUAAUCACAGACCAAUGUGGAGUAACUAGACGUUCUUUCUCUCUUCAUUAGAACAUCACAGAGAUAGUGAGUAUCUUGGUAAUGUUUUAAUUGCUGUAUGAUGAAUCAGAAAAGAAAGAAUUUAAUGUGUUGCUCAAUGGUCCAUAGGGGGAUAGUCGUCUGGUAGAGAGGAUGACAGGAGGUAGGUAGACAUGAUACUAGAGUAAUAGCAGAGAGCUUACACAUUGAUCCACAAACAGGAAACAGAGAAAGCUGACUGGAAAUAACAUGGAAUCUUGGGAGAUCUUCAAAGCCCACCCACCUCCGACCCCCAAUGACAUCCUUGGCAACAAGGUCACACCUUGCCACCUUGCCAAACAGUUCUCACCAACUGGGAACCAAUAUUCAAAUAUAUGAUCCUACUGGGGGCAUUUUUAUUUGAGGCAACGGUGACUUUAAAGUAUAAGACUAGACAAGUAUGAAAUCUGCUGUAACUGUUAAAGAGAUCGACUCCAAUACGACGGUCCUGGUACUCCGGGCUGACAGCACGAAAGGUGCCCUGAGCCAAGACCACGUCCUUGGAAGUCUCAUUUUGUGGAGGUGUAAAUUCAUUUGAGAGAGCAAAACUGAAAAGGCCGUUGAAUGGGCUCCAUGCUCAAAACUACUCUUCCAGGAAAGUGUUUCCCCAGGAUCAGCGCCUAGUGUCAGAUGAAGCAACGCUAUUUGGCCUGGCAUCAUCCCAAGCUGGAAGCAGAACUUGGCAGCAGUGACCACAUGCUUUGGUGUUGUGGGCCUUUGUGGUGCAACACAUAGGUCUUCGUGGAGCUUUGGAACACUGUUACAGAGAGUUGCUUCACCGGGCAACUUGUGGAUGCUCAAUGUCUUCCUCACACUCCUUAUAUGGUCACCGUAUGAAAGAGUACAGGUCACAGCUGAGUCGCAUUGGAACCCAACCAUGCAGCCAUGUCAGAAUCGUAAGAGUGUCCACUGAAAAAAUCCUGUCUGAAAGGAGAACCGCUAACCUAAGACAAGGGCUAUUUCACUUCAUGCCACAGAGAUGAAGGCUUGAGUCUGCACAAUUCCUUGUGGUCCAGACCAUUCCGCUGGGAGCCUCAGAUGCCAUGCAUGUGGUGCUGUGGGAUGUGAGCCAUCCCUGCUGCACUAAUGCAUGCCCCGGGCCACCGCCACAAGCUGUGAAUGUGGGAUUUUAAAAGCAGCUUGUUGCUUGUCCAUGGGCUGACUCAGCUUUUGCUCUCCACGCCCCCUGUGAUGGCUAAGGAAAAGUCCACUUUGUGCUAGGCAACCACUCUGAAUUCCUAAAAGAUAAGCUCCCAGUAACUCUGACUCCCCACCCCCUCGUCCCCACCCCCCAUCCCCAGUGUAAAACUGUUGGGAAAUGGCUAAAGCUUGUUUUGGUUUCUGUAAACUAGCUUACUGCCGCUUAGCUGGGAGUGAGGCAGUUCCUCAAGGAGCUGUAAAUUCCGCAGAAAUGAAGUUAUGGUCACCCUUGCCUUUAAAAUGCCUGCUACUUGUUAAGCUGGGCCAAGGGAACUGAUGACAGCCGCGUGCGACAUAAAAUUUCGACUCAUUACAUCUCG
This is a messenger RNA of Peromyscus leucopus (white-footed mouse), 6969 nucleotides long. RefSeq names its product zinc finger protein 58-like. Bases 127 to 1518 code for a protein of 463 amino acids. Gene Ontology annotation, biological process: negative regulation of transcription by RNA polymerase II. Gene Ontology annotation, molecular function: DNA-binding transcription repressor activity, RNA polymerase II-specific. The record is from RefSeq and is a predicted model, not a curated record. The transcript is spliced from 4 exons. Lineage: Eukaryota; Metazoa; Chordata; Mammalia; Rodentia; Cricetidae.